Molecule: messenger RNA, 2557 nt
Organism: Fopius arisanus
Lineage: Eukaryota; Metazoa; Arthropoda; Insecta; Hymenoptera; Braconidae
Gene: gbb
Product: glass bottom boat
Exons: 6
Coding region: 353-1624 (423 amino acids)
Cellular component (GO): extracellular region
Molecular function (GO): growth factor activity; cytokine activity
Source: RefSeq, a predicted model, not a curated record
CGGCGUUCCCCAUUCGUUCUCCAGGCACCGGAGCACUCCGGAGGAUCGGUCCGAGAGCACCCGAGGGCAUCCCCAGGUCUCCAAAAAAUCCAAGUGUAAAAAAAAAACCACGCGGAAAUAGCGAUUUUUCAACCGAUUUUUUUCAACCGAUCUCUGCCGAUUUUCCCUGAUUUCCAACCGAUUUAAACCGAUUUUUAUUGAUAGUUAUUGUUUAAAGACACAAAUUGAUUUCCCCGGGAGAAGGAAGUUGUUAAUUGUCCUGGGUAAUCGGUAAAAUUGAUUGAUCGGUGAAGUGAAGUGAGUGAGGGAGUGAGGGCUCUUCCUCCCUCGCUGUCGUGGAGUGAAAGUGAAAAUGAAAAUAAUUGGUACGAAGAUGAAUCUGUGGAUUUUAAUUGUUGGUGUUUUGAUUAUUGAUCUGGAUGGGGUGCGGGCACGUCGGACAAGUGGUCUUUACGUUGAUAAUGGACAGGAUCAGACGGUGGUACAUCGGGUUGUGACGCAGCGAGAGAAGCGCGAAGUUGAGCAUGAGAUUCUUAAUCUACUUGGGCUACCGGACAGGCCCAGGAGUACCGUUGGUAAAGUGCCCCAGGUUAAGAGGUCAGCGCCAAAGUUUCUACUUGAUAUUUAUAAAAAUGCACUGGGUGAGGAUGAGAAACCGGUCGUGAGCCGGAGCAAGAGCGACGGUGAGUUCGACCUCACGGGUCAGGAUCUCAGGGCCAUCGACCAGAGCGAUGUCAUCAUGACGUUCCAGGCGCACAAUCAUCAUGUUCCUGGGGUACGUCACGAGCGUGGGAAAAGGCUGUGGUUCGAUUUAUCGGAGGUACCACCGGAAGAGAAUAUUAUUGGUGGAGAAUUGCGACUUUAUCGCACAAUGGAGGUGAAACACCGGAGAAACAGGGGCUCCUUCAUGAUCACCGCGUACCGAGUACUCCGAACUGCUGAUGGAACAAAGGAAUUACAAUAUGUGGACUCUGUUAACACGACGACAAACAAGGAAGGCUGGUUGACUCUCAACGUGACAGAACCCCUGGUCCACUGGGUAAACAAUCCAGAAGGCAAUCGAGGAUUUUACUUGUCAGUUCAUCCAGCAGAUCGUUCGGUUCAUGAAAUGAGACCGGAAGAUGUUGGAAUCGUAGGAUUCCGUGGUGAUGCCGACAAGCAGCCCUUCAUGGUUGGUUUCUUCAAGAGCUCUGGGGUACGUGAGAAAAAAGUCAGACAGAAAAGAGAUGCCAGAAGGAAAAAGAAGAGUGAUGCCUCCAGUUUGGAUUACAGAAAUCCUUACACAGAUCCAGCGAUUCAGUACAACUCUAGAACUUGUAAAAUCCAGACGUUGUAUGUCAGCUUCAGAGAUCUCCAGUGGCAGGAUUGGAUUAUAGCGCCGGAUGGCUACGACGCUUAUUACUGCAGUGGCGAGUGCAAUUUCCCGUUGAAUGCACACAUGAAUGCAACGAAUCAUGCAAUUGUACAGACACUUGUGCACUUGGUUAAUCCAGGAAAGGUACCAAAGCCAUGCUGCGCACCCACUAAACUCUCAGCAAUAUCUGUACUAUAUUUUCUCGAUGAGAGCAAUGUUAUUCUUAAGAAGUACAAGAACAUGGUGGUAAAGAGCUGUGGAUGUCACUGACUUCGUGAUUUUAACUGUUGAAUUUUUAUUCGGAUGGAAUUAUCUCGGGAACAGCUGGAUCUAGGUGAAAAAAAUUGAAGUAAGUUUUUGAUGGAAAUUUUAUGACCCGCAAAAAAGGUUCAAUGAACUUUUCUCUCAGACCAGUCCUUAUCGAGGUAUUCGCGCAAGUACGAGACCUAUUACAGAUACGAUUAAAAAUCGUUCGUAAUUGUUGGUUUUUUUAAUAAAAAUCUUGGGAAAUUUCAAUGGCCGCAAAAAAAUCUCGACAAUUUUUUUGUUUAAGAGGUGUUUCCGAGAUAAUUGAACAAUUGGGAAAAACGCAAAAAUGGGCUUGUGGCAGGGGAAACACAAAUGAAAAACAAGAGAAAAAAAAACUCAUGCAUAUCUCAGUGAUUCCACACCUCGGAGUAAUCAAAAUAUUCAUGAGAGGAUGAUGAUAUUCAGGAGAGGAGAGAGGGCAAAUGCGCGUGAUGGUAUUUUCAUGUUUCCACUAGUGUCGACGUCUCAAUCAACAAUAACGCAUUGAAAAUGAGAAAAUUACUAGCUGUCAAAUGGGUGGAAUGUAUUGACAGUCGCCAAUUACUGUAUUUUCAAUAGUGGAAUGAGAAGAUUCGUCAAUUUCUUACGUUUACUCAUGAUGUUUACAAUAUUCUGUUGUGAUUCUCUCGCACCCAUUCGUGACUCAUUUCUCAACCGGAGACUAUGUAUUUUCUAAAAUCGUGUUUAAGUACCUUCCUGUGUAUAAACUCUAAGAUUUUUUUACGAUUAAUCUGUGCCGAUGACGACUCAAUGCAAAUGUGUAGGAUAAGAAUUUUAAUUGAUUGUUUGAUUUAAUGUUUAAUUAUUAUCACUGUACAUAUAUUAUGUAAAUACGUUCGAUGUGUGGUGUCAAAUAUAUCACUUUUUCAACAAAAAUGCUAGCGAACGAAUUAA